Ylistrum balloti is the source of this 1335-nucleotide messenger RNA. Its product is annotated as beta-1,3-galactosyl-O-glycosyl-glycoprotein beta-1,6-N-acetylglucosaminyltransferase-like. The coding region runs from base 1 to 1335 and encodes 444 amino acids. The record is from RefSeq and is a predicted model, not a curated record. Gene Ontology annotation, molecular function: acetylglucosaminyltransferase activity. NCBI's taxonomy places the organism in Eukaryota, Metazoa, Mollusca, Bivalvia, Pectinida, Pectinidae. The transcript has 3 exons. Gene Ontology annotation, cellular component: membrane.
AUGAUGUUCCAGAAAAUUACUCGACGUUUCCUGUUUUUCACAUUCAUAGCUGCUUUUGUUAUUUUAUUUCUGCAAUUUCUUAAUCUACAUUCACCGGUCAAUAUAAAACAUAUAUACGGAUAUACCAAAUAUUCCAACCAAGAAUUUCUCCUGUCCAGGGAGAGUUAUGAAACAACAGCCAGUCGGAGGUCAUCUGUUGAUCACACUAAUCAGUUCCAUACGGAAAAAUUUCAUUUCGAAUUCCCUGCUCUAACAAGUGUCGUACCAAUUAAUUGUCCAUUGCUUUUUGCUGGUAAUUCAUCGGAACAAAAACGUGCAGUGAUGUACACCAAGGAAUCUAUACGACAGACGAUGGAAUUUUACCAUACACGAGUGCAAAACUGUUCAACUUUGAAACAUGGCUAUAUCACAAGCUAUCUGACACAGGAAGAAAAAUCUUUCCCCAUUGCAUACAGUAUAUUGGUUUACAAGAAUUUAGUCCAGGUCGAAAGACUUUUAAGAGCUAUAUACAGGCCUCAAAACUUUUAUUGCAUACAUAUCGAUUUGAAAGCUGAUCAGGAUUUUAAGAAGACAAUGUCACAAAUUGCUGCCUGCUUUGACAAUGUGUUUAUAACCAGUAGAUCGGUAGAUGUACGCUGGGGCACAUUCACAGUACUGGAACCAGAACUUAUUUGUAUGAAAGAACUAUGGACUUACAAAACAUGGAAAUACUUUAUUAAUCUGACAGGACAAGAAUUUCCCCUGAGAACAAACGCAGAAAUUGUCAAGAUCUUGAAAAUAUAUAACGGCACAAAUGACGUCGGUGGCACAGUGAAGAGGGCAAAUAAAAAACGAUGGGCUAACGCAGGGUCGCCCCCUAGUGGCGUUGUUGUGGGGAAGGGCUCCGUUCAUAUCACUGUCAACAGACAUUUUGUCGAUUAUGUCCUUCACAACCAAACAGCACAAGACUUUUUGAAUUGGUGCAAAAAGACAUUAGUUCCAGAUGAAACUUACUUUGCCUCUCUAAAUCACAACCCUCAGCUAGGUAUCCUGGGUUCUGCUAACGGAUAUGAAGAACCAUACAUAAUGAAUUCAAGAUUCAAGAACUGGAGAAGCAGUCCUUGUGCCGGAAAAAUAGUUCGACAAAUUUGUAUAUUUGGUAUUGGAGAUCUGCCUGUACUUUUCAGCAGAAAUGAACUAUUUGCAAACAAGUUUUACUGGGACUUUCAACCCCUCACUUUAGAUUGUAUGGAGGAGUUAAUUUAUAACAGAACAAGAGACGGCUAUCUCAACAAGACGGAAUUUAACGUAACAUUUUACAAGAAUUUGCAUUUUUUGACGAACCGCUCUAGGUGA